AUGCGAAGUUCACCUCCGCGGUCGAGAGCCGAGACCACCUUCGAGUGUCCCGUUUCAACGAGCCAGUCUGGUCGACUAUCGAAGCGACCUUCUCACGCAGUUGAGCGAUGUCUCGACGAGAUACAGCCAGCUCGUCACGAAGAGAACGAACCGAACAUUCGUUCUCAAGUUGCGCAAGCGCAAACACGACACAAUAGUUCGAACGAUCGUGCGCUAAGGAAUUCUCUUGAACAUCAAGCUAAUCCAAUCGUCGAGCCGGACCAGGUGUUCCCGCCACCACCACAUCCUUUGGUGGAUUCUGGCGGUGGUCAACGCUUUCUGGUGGAGCGUAUUUUGAACCACCGCGACUUGAAUGGCGUCCGGACGAGUUACCUCGUACGCUGGCGUGGCUAUCCACCGGCGUGGGACAGCUGGGAGCCUCGUGCCCAGCUGAUUGUUGAUGUCCUUGGUCUCGUCGAGCAAUAUGACGAGACCCACCCACUGCGUUCGAAGAAGGGCCGUCGGAAAAUGACCUCCCCGAACGCGAGUACAGAGAUUGCAAAGUGUCAAUUGCUUCGGCCAUUUCAGAUGAGAUGCAAGCCCUCCAGCAGGGAGCAUUAG
This is a messenger RNA of Peronospora matthiolae, 600 nucleotides long. Lineage: Eukaryota; Oomycota; Peronosporomycetes; Peronosporales; Peronosporaceae. The record is from the annotation of a GenBank genome assembly.